This is a messenger RNA of Plectropomus leopardus (leopard coralgrouper), 2876 nucleotides long. NCBI's taxonomy places the organism in Eukaryota, Metazoa, Chordata, Actinopteri, Perciformes, Serranidae. The record is from RefSeq and is a predicted model, not a curated record.
UGACAGACAGCUCGCUAACUUAGCGGUGUUGUUUUUUUGUUGUAAAUCUGCAGCUGCUGCUCACAGCCGAGCCCGCGGAGGAUUACAGCGACCUGUUUUUGCGCUCUAACGCCGGCGGGGAGCGGCGUGAUUCAGCGGCAGUUACUUUCUUUAAGAGCCGCUCACAGCUGCUCUGGGGGGCGGAGUGUCUGCAAAGUGCUGCGCCGAUUGGGGCGCUCGAUCGGGGGAAGAGAGAUGGCGUGUUUGUUGGAGGCCCCUCUCCGCAUCAGUGUGCUGUCUGAAGUCACUGCCACUAGUCGCCAUUAUGUUGACAGACUGUUUGACCCCGACCCACAGAAAGUGCUGCAGGGAGUCAUUGACAUGAAGAAUGCCGUCAUAGGAAACAACAAGCAGAAGGCCAAUCUGAUCGUCCUGGGAGCCGUGCCGAGGUUACUGUACCUGCUGCAGCAGAGCUCGUCCAGUCUCGAGCUGCGGACAGAGUGCGCCGUGGUUCUGGGCAGCCUCGCCAUGGGCACCGAGAACAACAUCAAGUCCCUGGUGGACUGUCACAUCAUCCCUGCCCUUCUUCAAGGUCUCUUGUGUCCAGACCUGAUCUUCAUUGAAGCUUGUCUCCGAUGUCUCAGAACGGUCUUCAUCAGUCCAGUCACCCCUGUGCAGCUGCUCUAUACUGACCCCACUGUGAUUCCCCAUCUAAUGUCUCUACUGAGCCUCACAGAGAGAACGCAGGAGUACAUCACGCAGAUCUUCUCCCACUGUUGUAAGACUCCGGAGCACCAGACGGUUCUUUUUAACCACGGCGCCAUCCAGAACAUCGCCCCUCUACUCAUCUCGCCCUCUUAUAAGGUAAACGGCGGCGUUUUAAAGUGUUUCUCGGUCCUGGCCUACGAGAACACUCAGGUCUCCAUGACACUGGUGAAUGUGCUGGUGGACGGCGAGCUGCUCUCUCAGGUAUUUGUCAAAAUGAUGCAAAGGGAUCAACCCAUUGAAAUGCAGCUAACAGCAGCCAAAUGUAUUUCCCUACUAACGUACAUGUGUCGAGCGGGCGCCAUCAGGACGGACGACAGCUGUAUAGUCCUUAAGACUCUGCCGUGCCUCGUGCGAAUGUGCAGUAAAGAGCACCUGCUCGAGGAGCGAGUGGAGGGUGCGGAGACGCUGGCCUACCUGAUGGAGCCUGACGUGGAGCUGCAGAGGAUCGCGAGCACACCGACCACCCUGGUGGCCAUGCUGGCCGACUACUUUAAAUACCCGAGCUCUGUGUCGGCCAUCACCGACAUCAAGAGGGUGGCUGACCAUGACCUGAAGCACGCACACGAGCUGAGACAAGCCGCUUUCAAACUUUACGCCUCGCUGGGCUCCAACGACGAGGACAUCCGCAAAAAGAUCACAGAGACGGAGAACAUGAUGGACCGGAUAGUCAGCGGCCUAUCAGAAUCCAGCAUUAAAGUCCGCUUGGCGGCCGUCAGGUGUCUUCACAGUCUUUCGCGGUCAGUGCAGCAGCUGAGAACCAGCUUCCACGACCACGCGGUGUGGAAACCCCUCAUGAAGCUGUUGCAGAACGCCCCCGAUGAAGUCCUGGUCAUGGCCUCGUCUACACUAUGCAAUCUACUGCUGGAGUUCUCACCCAGCAAAGAGCCCAUCCUGGAGUCAGGAGUGAUUGAGUUACUAUGCAGUCUGACUCAGAGUGACAGUCCUGCACUGAGGGUCAAUGGGAUCUGGGCCCUGAUGAACAUGGCGUUCCAGGCCGAUCAGAAGGUGAAGGUAGAGAUCGUUCGGUGUUUGGGGACAGAACAGUUGUUUCGCCUGCUAUCAGACCCGGACACCAACGUGCUGAUGAAGACCCUCGGUUUGCUGCGCAAUCUGCUGUCAACACGCCCACACAUCGACCAGAUCAUGAGCUCUCAUGGGAAGCAGAUCAUGCAGGCCGUGACCCUCAUCCUGGAGGCAGAGCACAGUAUAGAGGUCAAAGAGCAGACGCUGUGCAUCCUCGCCAACAUCGCCGACGGCAACACAGCCAAGGAACUCAUCAUGACCAAUGACGACAUGCUCCAGAAAAUCAAAUACUACAUGGGGCAUUCGAAUGUGAAACUGCAGCUCGCUGCCACCUUCUGCAUCUCAAACCUGAUCUGGAACGAGGAGGACGGUUCUCAGGAGCGUCAGGACAAGCUGAGGGAGAUGGGCUUCGUGGACGUCCUGCACAAACUCACCCAGGCCUCUGACCCCAACCUCUGCGACAGGGCGAAGACGGCGAUGCAGCAGUACCUAGCGUGACCUCAGAGGGGAGCGCUCUGCCCUCUGCAGCCAGCCUAACUAACAAUCGUCGGGAGGACGCCUGCCGCUGGGUCUUUUGUUUUCUUGUUUAACCUCGAGGCUUGUUUUGUUGCACAAAGACACCUUUUUUUGGACCUGUGGCUGGCCUCCCCUCACCUCCCACCCUCCACCUAAAACCACCCUCGACAGUUUAGCUCACUCCAGACCUCGGCUUGGAGACUUUGAGACCGCGGUUGUCAGGAAAUCAACGGUUAGGAGGGAUUUUGUUUUCAGUUUUUUUUUUUUUUCAAACAAUGAAGUGAUUUUUUUUCUUUUUUUGGGACUUGUGAUUUGAAAUUUUCUUUGUUGGAGUGCAGCAGCCCGACACCAGCGCCACUGAGGUGCUUUUGGACUCCCGACGGCGGAGAUUCAGGUCUCAGAGAACCGGACUACGAGGUUUGACUGUUGGACAGCAAAGCUUCCCAGUUUUAUUUUUUCUAAUUAUUGCUAUUAAUGAUAAUGUUUCCUCAAGGCGUCUGAAGCAAGGACACGUUUAGAAAAAACACAGACUGCCUAUUUUGAAAUUUUGGGUGUUUUCUUUUUUUUGUGGAUACAUACCUCGUAAAUAU